AUGACCAGCAGAGAUCGAGUGCGGCAGCUUUUGUAUAGACCGCUGAACCCCGAACGCAAAGAAAUCAGGGUCUUGGUGGUUGAUGGUGGGCAGCAAGACACACGACCAUUAUCUCUUGCUGGGCAAACAUGCUCGAAUGGCCACACUCAAGGUUCGCUCGCGUUCCGACUGGAACACAUACGACUGACGGACCACGUCGUGCCUUUCUACGAUGCCGUAUCCUACAGCUGGGGCGGUGACAAGGAAGAUCGCACGCAGGUCGUUCUCGAUGGGCUGCCUUUCUGGAUUCCAACCAAAGCAGAGCAGGCUCUGCGCGCAGUCUGUUUGGAGCAUGGUCAUCCCAGGCUCUGGCUUGAUGCUGUAUGCAUCGAUCAAGAAGAAGCUCGCGAGAAAAGCCUCCAGGUUGCCAUGAUGGGAGAAAUCUAUUCUAAAGCACGACGUGUUUUGAUCUGGCUCGGAGAGGAUCGUGGCGAUACCGAUCCUGCAAUACGAUCGAUACGCAAGCUGCUUGAGGGUAUCGAGCAGAAGUUACCUGCACACUGGAACUCUAUCUACUCCUUAUUUUCGAGAAAGUGGUUCACGCGGGCUUGGAUC
Molecule: messenger RNA, 594 nt
Organism: Pseudocercospora fijiensis CIRAD86
Lineage: Eukaryota; Fungi; Ascomycota; Dothideomycetes; Mycosphaerellales; Mycosphaerellaceae
Exons: 2
Source: RefSeq, a predicted model, not a curated record